CCGUCAACAACUGGAUCCCAGCGAUUUGUAAUUCCAUCGCUAGCUGCUCGCGGCGACUCUCGCUGCGCCCGCGACACUAACAACGACCCGGGGUUGGACAUGUUCUCGUUUUCGCUCGCCUAAAAACACGCGCCGUCGACAGCUGGCGCCGAUGUGCGGCCGGCGGCGGCGACAGGAGCCACGGAGAGCGGAGAGAGAGGACAGAGCCCGUCCUUCGGCCGCCUCCGAGAGCAGCUAACGCGGCUAACGCUCUGGAGAUAACGCUAGCUAGCUGGCUGGCUGACAGCUGGCCCCCGGCUGGCUCCGUGCGCCUCAACCGUAACGUGGAUUUUACUCGCCGGAACAAUGACUCGUCUCUGACAUUGAGAGGACCGAGGCCCAGUCGGUUGUCACUGGUGUAACCAGAACCCACAAGUAGCGAGGAGGGUCUCCGUCGACUCGAAGAGAAGUGGCUGAUCACAACCAACCAACUCGCCGAUGAUCUCAGAUUUGACCCCGCCAGAGCUGCCAAUAUGAUGCCGAUGAUAUUGACGGUGUACCUCAGCGACGAGGAGCAGGCCGUGACCGAGGUACCCAUCACCCCUGAGACGACCUGCCGCGAUGUUGUUGAGUUCUGCAAAGAGCCUGGCGAGAGUGGCUGCCACCUGGCUGAGGUCUGGAGAGGCAACGAGCGCGCGAUCCCCUUCGAACACAUGAUGUACGAACAUUUGCAGAAAUGGGGGCCUCGGAAACAAGAGGUCAAGUUCUUCCUCCGGCACGAAGAUUCCCCGACCGAGAGCAGCGAUCAAGGGAGUCAGCAGUCUCAGGAUCAGACAAGUCGCAGAAGUGGAACCACCGGAGAGAAGCACAAUGAGAACGGGGUGGGGAAUCAGCGUGUUGAGCUCACGCUGUCAGAGCUGCAGGAGAUGGCCACACGGCAGCAGCAGCAGAUCGAGGCUCAGCAACAGAUGCUCGUCGCAAAGGAGCAACGCUUGCGUUACCUGAAGCAGCAGGAGCGGCGUCAGCAGCAAACCGUCUCAGAGGGCGAGAAGCUGCAGAGGCUAAAAGAACGCGUAGAGAGUCAGGAGGCAAAGCUCAAGAAGAUCCGGGCAAUGAGAGGCCAGGUGGACUACAGCAAGGUCAUCAAUGGCAACUUGUCUGUAGAGAUUGAGCAAGUGAGCAGCCUGUUCCAAGAGAAGCAGGCAGAGUUGCAGUCGGCCGUGCUGAGGGUGGAGCAGCUCAGCCUGCAGCUAGAGGACCUGCGGAGAGGGAAGCUCAACGGCAUUCACACCGCCCUGGGUGGCCAAGUGACCGGCACUGCAGCUCUGGAGCUUCGUAAACUCUACCAAGAGCUCCAGAUUCGGAACAAGUUGAACCAGGAGCAAAACAGCAAGCUGCAGCAGCAGAAGGAUCUUCUGAACAAACGCAACAUGGAAGUGACGCUCAUGGACAAGCGCAUAAGCGAGCUGCGGGAACGCCUCUACAAGAAAAAAGCUGAGGCACGUCAAAAAGAGAACCUCCCUCUGAACAGAGCCAACGGGCCUCCUUCUCCCCAGCCGGCUCCUGGGACUCUGGGUCGCGUGGCUGCUGUUGGGCCGUACAUCCAAGUCCCUGUACCGGGCCGACAGGACGGAGGCUACACCAUGCCCCCAGACCCACUAAAGCCUCAGACCCUGGGUGUCAAUAAUCAAGCCAACCACGGCCGAACCAAGUCAGCGAACGAUACUGGUUGGUCGACUGUUGGCAAGACAAACUCAACUCUGAAGCCUCCUGAGAGAAGGGACUCGGGGAGUGACACCCAGGGAAAAAGCCCCCCCUCAGGUUCCCCCGUCACUCCAAGUGGAGAAAAGGUGCUAGAAUCCAAAAUGGCCGUCUCUUCCCCUGCCAUACCCAAGCCACAGCCACCUCCCUACGGCUCCCACCACAUCUCCGCGACCUCAGCCAGCUCCCUGGAGCGCCGCCGGGACGCGCCACCUCCUCUUCGCCCGCUCCCAAACCCGCCGGCUCCCGCUUGGCCCCGCACGCCGCCCUCCACAGGCUCGUCCUCCCAACAGAUCCAGCAGCGUAUCUCGGUGCCACCAAGCCCCACCUUACAGCCCAACGUGCCGCUCUUCCCCCCCGGGCUGAGCGAGCGGCUCGAUCCGCCGCCAGCCGUGGCAGUGCGCCCCUUCAUCCCGGACAGAGGCUCGCGGCCUCAGUCGCCCCGUAAAGGUCCUCCCACCAUGCACUCCAGCUCCAUCUACCACAUGUACCUCCAGCAGGCAGCGCCAAAGAGCCAGCCCCUCAAGCCUGCUCUCAAAGCAGUAUACGGGAAGCCCGUUCUCUCCUCCAGCUCGAUGCCCCCCUCGCCCCUGCCUUUUGUCCAGGCAGGAGGGGCCUUUCCGUUGCUCCAUGGCCCGCUGGUUGGCGACGAUGCUCUGGACGGAGAGAUCGAUGAUCACGACGGCUUCCCGCACCUGGAGCCCUCGGCGCCUCCUCCAAGCGUGGAGAACAUCCCACGGCCGCUCAGCCCCACGAAGCUGACGCCCAUGGUACACUCUCCGCUGCGCUACCAAAGUGACGCCGACCUCGAGGUGCUCCGCAAAAAGCUGGCGAACGCUCCGAGGCCCCUCAAGAAGCGCAGCUCCAUCACGGAGCCCGAGGGCCCCAGCGGGCCCAACAUCCAGAAGCUGCUCUACCAGAGGUUCAACACUCUUGCGGGAGGCAUUGAGGGGAACGGAGUCGGCGGAUCAGGGGGAGGCAACGGCGCAGGCAACGGAACGCCUUUCUAUCAGCCAGCCAAUCCCCCCGGAUAUCCGGGAGGUGACUCUGUGGCCGAUACAGACAAUGGCAACCUCCCCUCUGGGAUGCCGCUACUGCCGCCGCCGGGGGCAGAGGAGCUGGGCUCUGAGGCCGCACCUCCAUCGACUGACGCCAACGACAACGAGCCACUGCCUUCGCCACUGGAAGAGCUGGACGAUCCCGAAGAGGCAGAGGGACCCGAAGACGACGACAACAACAACAACGUGGGAACCUCUGAGGCGUCGCUGCCCAGCCCCGUGCCGGAGGUCACCACGCCGGAGGAGAGCGGCACGGCGGUCUCACAGCCCCUGGAGAAACGCACAAACCUGAAGAAGCCAAACUCGGAGCGCACAGGUCACGGCUUCAGAGUGAAGUUCAACCCUCUCGCCCUCCUGCUGGAUGCCUCCCUGGAGGGAGAGUUUGACCUCGUCCAGAGAAUCAUCUACGAGGUGGAGAAUCCAAGCACUCCCAACGACGAGGGCAUCACACCGCUGCACAACUCGGUGUGCGCCGGACAUCACCACAUCGUCAAGUUCCUGCUGGACUUUGGCGUGAAUGUCAACGCCGCGGACAGCGACGGAUGGACUCCGCUGCACUGCGCCGCCUCCUGUAACAGCGUUCAUCUCUGCAAGUUGUUGGUGGAGUCGGGUGCCGCCAUCUUCGCCAGCACCAUCAGUGAUGUGGAGACCGCCGCGGAUAAGUGCGAGGAAAUGGAAGAGGGCUUCAUCCAGUGCUCCCAGUUUCUAUAUGGUGUUCAGGAGAAGUUGGGUGUGAUGAACAAGGGGACGGUUUACGCCCUGUGGGACCACGAAGCUCAGAACCAGGACGAGCUGUCAUUCGGCGAGGGGGACGCCAUCACCAUCCUGCGACGGCAGGACGACAUUGAGACGGAGUGGUGGUGGGCACGACUCGAAGACAGCGAGGGCUACGUGCCCCGCAACCUGCUGGGGCUCUAUCCCAGGAUCAAGCCUCGGCAGCGCUCCCUGGCAUAGCGUCUCACCCAGCUGACCUGUGGCGAACAGCCGGACCAGCGACAAACUAAGAGCAGAGAACAAAAGGAGCGCGGCGCGCCGCCUUCUCCCCCCAUGGCCAUAACCUCACCCCCCUCCACCCCUCAGCCUUGUGCUUCUUAACAAAUCCUUUUCUCCGAAGCGGCAGGGUACUGAACUCUUGACGCACACACAUUUCCAUCUGCACACACAAGCACUCCACACACACACACCUUCUCAUCCUGUCUGUCAUCAUCCCAACCUUGACUUGACCCCUGAUUCAGUGUCGGCUCUGUAUCAGACAUCAACUUGAAGAAUAAAACACAAACCCUCAUCUCAGUAUUUCUUACAGUAUUCACACAUGUUCAGAAAUCUUCAUCACCCUCCAUGACGUCUGUGGUGGCACCGUUCUGUGUGACGAUAGAUGGAAAAAUCAUCUUUAAUCAUCUUUUACUGGUGAAGGAGAAAUUGUUGAUUUUGUCAUCAGUGAAAUGUAAUUUGAGUUAUCAGACAUUGACAACGAUUUGAUCCCCCUGCGCGAAGACAAACACUGACAUUGAUUUUACUGUCGUCUAACAACCAAAGAUAAAUAUAUAGAUUUAAAUAUUUUAUUUCAAUUCCUUCCUUCUAAGAUUGUACGGAAUUGCUGCGGUGUGAGAUAAUCAACCGACGAUUCUCGGAUCCCUGGAGCUGAUUUGAAGUUACUGUUGAGUUACUCACGGAGUAGAAAAAAUGAUUUUGUUGUUGGAAAACAUAGUAAAUCGUCAGUGUUAACUGCAAUGACCAAAACAAAUCCAGCACGUUGAAGGGAAGACGGACAUCGAUUUAUGGCCCACAAACUGUCAUUCAUCGCAUUUCACCAAUUUCACAACAAGACUUGUUUGUUUGUUUCCUCCAUGUCUUCUGUUCAGCUCAACAUACUUUGGCAAAUGGCAUGAAUAAAUUUUAAAUGAGG
This is a messenger RNA of Scophthalmus maximus (turbot), 4704 nucleotides long. It is a transcript of the gene ppp1r13bb, whose product is annotated as protein phosphatase 1, regulatory subunit 13Bb. Bases 513 to 3752 code for a protein of 1079 amino acids. The record is from RefSeq and is a predicted model, not a curated record. The transcript is spliced from 18 exons. Lineage: Eukaryota; Metazoa; Chordata; Actinopteri; Pleuronectiformes; Scophthalmidae. Gene Ontology annotation, cellular component: nucleus. Gene Ontology annotation, molecular function: p53 binding. Gene Ontology annotation, biological process: regulation of apoptotic process.